CAUCGUCUCGUUUAGUUGGGGACACAAGGGCAUAACACAAAAGAGACCUGAAAGCACUCACACAGAAAACAUGCACUCCAAAAUGAAAUAUCUACAAAUAUCCUCAACAAAAACUCAGACAAAAAUGCCUUUUUUCUAAAUCUCUACAACAUGAAAAUUACAAAGCUUCAAUCACAGGAGAUUAUCAGCACAAACUCAGAUGACAUACCACUCCAAUAUGCGCUAUGUAAGCCCUUAGACUUUUUUCCUCAGAAAAGAAGGAAACAAUAAAUUACGAUACAAUAAGAUAUCAGGCGUUUUAAAAUAAUUACCUGCUAUUUAAGCACGAAAAAGAAAAAAAAUUAUAAGAAAUAGUAUAUAUUUGACAGUGUGUGUGUGUGUGUAUGUGGGGAGGGUGACGGGGUUUAACUAGCAUGCUUUGAGCAGAGGAUAAGUGAGGAGGGGAAAGAGCAAGUGCUUUAGAGAGGGAGUGAGAGAGUGAGAGAGCAUAUGUGCAGGAGGGUGGGAGGGUUGGAGAGAGAGAGAGAGAGAGAGAGGGAGAGAGAGAGGGAGAAAGGGUGGACAAGCGGGUGGGUGCUGUGAAAUCCGUUAACAGGGGAGCUCUGUGCAUUUGUUAGACGUCUUGGCUGCUUGCCCAACUUGGCUCAUUGUAAUCGAGGCAUGAUCGUCGACUCCAGGCAGCCCUCUCUGCCGCCUCGGCUGCCUUGCGCCUGGACCCAGCCCAGCUCUCACCGCUGACAUGGAAAGACCCACCCCCAGUGACAUGAUGCCCAAGAGGGAUCAUGAGAGGGACUUGGAACUGGACAAGAAGAUUGAGGCUCUCCGCAGGAAGAAUGAAGCGCUCAUGAAGAGGUACAAGGAGGUGGAGGAAGACAAGAAAAGGGCAGAGGAGGAAGGAAUGGCACUGCAGAGCCGCAAGGGCAAAGCUGAUGAUCUUACCAUCACGAUCAGCAAGGCGACCAGUGACAGUCGUGUGGUGGUGACAAAGCCAUUCAGUGGCGGUUCACCAGCUGGGAAAGGACAGCAGGAGGCCGGGCCUGACAGGGGGGGAGAGGGUCCUCCACAGGGCACUGGCCGAGGACACAGGAAGCAGUUAACGGUCACCAUGGCAGGCAAAAAGGGUAAGAGGGUAGUGAGUGAGAGGCCAGAGAAGAGGCUGGGCCCUGCGGACGUCAAGAACCCUACAGAUGACGGGCAGACGAGGCGUGUGGAGUCAGCUGGGAGGGGGAAGCAGCCACCUCACACGAACCAAGAGAGACGCAGCAGCACAGCCCCCCUUUUGUUUGUUCUCUCGGGCAGCACCACCGUGUUUUACAUAGAUGUCAGACAUGUCGACUGGCCACACCCCUCCAGUGAUGGAGCACAAUGGUUUUGUGGACAGGAGGAUGAGGUUAAACAAGGGCAGAAGCGCACUGAGGAGCAUCACAGGCUGUCAGAGCAAUGCCAGGAGCUAGAGAGCCCGCACGCCAGCACAGACCUCAACAUCCCCACUUUGAAAGAAGAGCAGGAGGAGUAUCUGAGGUGGAAGAAAGAGCGCGAGCAGAUUGACAGGGAGAGAGUGGCACGCCAUAAAAAUGCCAAGGGCCAGUGGAGAAGGGCGUGGGACGUGGACAAAACUGAGAACAUGUUUUCAGACAAAUCCCUGCCUGACAGAGACUGGGGUCCCUCUAACAGAGGUGGACGAAAUGCCAAAAGAGGACAACCCAGGACAAAUGUAGACUCAAGAGGUCAUGAGAAGCGUGGAAAAGACAAGGGAGCUAAAAAUGUGCUGGUGAUGAGUAGUAAAGCAAAAGGCAAAGAUCGUCUGACUGGGAGGGCUAGGAGAUGGCAGCCAAAUGAAGAUGGAGAGAACCUACAGACCUCUGACACAACAUUGGAGGAAUUCUUGGAGGAACUUGACGCCCUCACAGAUGCCGAAAUAGAAGAACAGAAAGAUCUGGACUCAAAAACGACGCUGUCGCCCAGCCCAGAAUCGCUGAACACCUCUGAGGAAGCAAGCGGAUCCACAGCUCCUGUGUCAGCAGCUCCGGAGCGGGCGGAAGCCUCGUCCCCUCGGAGUUUGGAGAAGAAGGUACGCUUCUCAGAGGAACUCAUCCAGGGAGCCCAUAUGAGGCAAACCACAGGCUCUCAGGACUCUGCCAGCUCGGAAACAAGAAGUCAGAGCUCCUUAAAGGCUUCCUCACCUAAAAAGAACAAACACGAAGAGCAAGGGCCGCAGCAGCCUCUUGAAAGUGCCAAGCAGGAUGAUGGCAGUCCUCAGGAUGAGGGAGGUGGUCCGUCUGCUCCUCCUGUUGCCCAGCAGCAGGCCUCUGAAACUGAAUGUACUAAAAAAGACAGCAACCCCCCACAGCCCACCUGCCCCCCUGCUGAAAAAGCAUGUGCCUCUCUACAGGAGGGCUCUGUCCAGCCUCUAGAGCUUGCCAAGUGUAACAUCAGCAACACAAACACAGAAGAGCUGAUAGACUCCGGUCUGUCUGUCCUGAGCCUGGAGUCAGGAGAAACACACCCAACACACUCCACCAGCAGUGACAAGGCAAGAGAGCAUGGGAAGAUUGUUUGAUUGACAUUCUCUGGAUGGAAAUACUGAAACCAAAACAUAGCGAUACGGAGCCUUGCCUCUUUGCAUUUGGAUGCAUCAUUUCGCUUCAGGUAGCUCUUUCGAGAUACCAAGUUUAUGGCUUAGACACAAAACCGUGGUUUAAUUUUGCUGUGGCGUGUCCCAUCCAGUUAGGUUUUCAAAUAUCUCGAAUUUGGCGUAGGAAUGUUGAAACCUUUUUUCCCUGCUCAAUUAUUUUUGACAUCCAAGCACUUUAUGAGUAUAAAAGUAUGUGUACUGACACAUUACGCCGUAUGUUAGUAUGCUGCUUGAGUGCAAUAUCACUGAAUGUUUACAUUUGUAUGAAAAUUUCAAGGUACAUAUCAGGAGGCUAGCUAAUCGGUUUAACUUAGGUAGCCCUUGACAAUAAAACUUCAGCCACAGUCAUAUUAUCUAGUGCCUGAUUCUGCCUUAGAGGUAUUCUCAAUGAAGGAAUAAAGUCUGUAUUAUAUGGUGAUACAGUAGUGACAGACCUACACUAGAGCAGAGUCUGUAUUUCUACACUCAAACCUGUGUGAGUAUAGAUAUUAUUUGUUAACUGCUUCCAGCAUCAAUUAAUGGCCUUUCGUGAAUCAGAGACAAAUACAUUAUUAAAGGGCACAUUUGAGGCUUAUUGUCUUAUUGGCCACUGACCAAGACACUGUAAAGUUUCCAAAAUAUUACUACUGACCUGAAUGUUUUUGUAAUUAAGAAACUCCAAAGGGGCACUCCAGGGAUUUCACUCAUCGAGCUCAGUUUUCUCAUCAUGGUUAGUAUAACACAGCUUGUGAAAACAGUUGUGUAAUGUCCUCUGAGGCUCCGGCCAAGCUUCGUCUAGUCUGAGAAAAUGAUCCUAAUGAUGUCAUGGUGAUGUCACCAAGAUUAUCUCAGUUUUGAAAUCACUAAUUUCCACAGAAAGCCGGUGUUCAUCAGGAAGAGAUGAUAUAACAAAGAAAUGGAAUCAAGCUGUACUGUGGGAAUUGUAGUAUCCACUGGAGCUUGAAAGUCCGGAUAUCUCAGCCCCCAACCCCCCAAACUUUACGGAAGCGCAAAUGUAAAUCACUGGAGUGUCCUUUUAAUGUUAAGCUAAUGGUCAUCUAAUAGCAAAAUAUAUAAUACUAGCCUAAAAACAUUUGGCUGUUUUAAAAUCCGUCUUCCCAAGUGAUCAAUAACGCUGUAGAACUGAAAUCUCAAACUUGCCCUUUAAGGCAUUGCUAUUGUGUUCCCUAAAGUCGGCACAGUUUUACAGUUGAAUCCCAGUUAUCUGGUCUUCCUCAGACUCUUAUGUCUUCUGUUUUUCUGCACUCAGUAUGGAAUUGUAAUGCAUGUCUAAAUAAUGGUCAGCAAAGACAUGAAAGUCAAGGUUACAAAUCAGAAAUUUGGGACCUAUUGUUUUUUUAAUAGUUUGCUCGUGCUGUUUUUAAACAACCAGUGUUAAGAGUCUGGGCACAGAAGGGUGGAACAGUCUCCAACCUUUUUCUCUGUUGAGGCUUUUUUCACCCUGUGGGACAGGCAGAGUUGAGCUGCUGGAAACACAUCAUCCAGCUCCAUGAGGAUUCAGCCUUUAGCACAUCGUCAAAACACUGGGAUUCAGCUGUAAAUCCCUUUUGGCAUCGCUUUCUCAUUUGCUCUCUUUUAUAAUUAUGACAGACAACUAAUAUUUUUAAAGCUUCCUCACUAAGAGUUUCGUCAGUUGUGCCUUGCAUAUUGGCUUCUUCAAAUACUGAAGGUGUACCUUUAUUUCAUGGUUUGUAUCAUAACAUGCUGUAGUGUUAAAUGUACUGUACUAAUAGUGCAGCAACAGUAUUGAUUUUAUUUAUUUGCCUCUUCAUUGGACAGAACAGAAUGUUACCUAGAAUGAUUUUGCAAAUCUAAAAUUGUGUAUGUGCAUUAUAGUAGCCGUUUUUUUCUCUGUGACAUGUAUGGAUUUGUUUUUAUUUAUUGCCAGUCUGUUAUUGUAUUUUUGGUAUCAGUUACAACUAUAAUAAGAAGCCUUACAAGAACUCUGUCCUCAAAGAAGUUUUUGGCUUUCGUCAAUGCCACAGUAUAGUAAACAGUUAUGUAACCUUAAGUAGAGAACAUAGUGGACAUGCUCCGAGCUGCAGGACCGUGUCAGCCUCAACUGUGGUUACAUAAAAUACAAAUAAUCAGGAAUCUAGUAGAAGCACACUGGGAAAAGCAAGAAAAUGAGUUGCAAUGUUUAAGGCCAGUCCAGCAAUCGAGAAGAAAAAGUGCUGUUUUUUGAGAAGGGGCCUUAUUCUGUAUUAUAUAUGGAAUUUGAAUGAGUGGUAAAAGAGAUGUCUGUUUUAAAAGCAGGUCAUACAGAUUACCUCUGAAAUAUUUAAAAUUCCCUGUGGGAUUCAAUUUAGUGAAAUGAAAUUUAGGACCUACAACCAUAGAGCAGUUUGUCAUUGUGUAGUACUUGUUCAUUUAGUUUUCAAACAUCUGCACUAUCACCUCACUGAGGCGACAAAUAUAAGAGGUGGUUGUGAUCGUCUCGCUCCACCUGGGUGUCCACUGCUGUCCUCCAUAAGGAAGGAAUAAAUGUAUGCGUGCCUGUGAGUGAAUGUGUGUGUGUCUGUGUGUGUGUGGAGGUGUGAUCUCAGCUUUUUUGGAGCGCUCAUGCUAACUUAAAUCUGUGUGCAACAUAGCUUCAUUUACUGUAGAACAAUUUGGAAGAAAGGAGGCAUACAGAACAUCAAUAAAAUUUUUCUGUAUUUCAAAUUGUCAAA
Messenger RNA from Lates calcarifer (barramundi perch), 5307 nucleotides. It is a transcript of the gene ccdc9b, whose product is annotated as coiled-coil domain containing 9B. The record is from RefSeq and is a predicted model, not a curated record. NCBI's taxonomy places the organism in Eukaryota, Metazoa, Chordata, Actinopteri, Centropomidae.